Hippocampus comes (tiger tail seahorse) is the source of this 465-nucleotide messenger RNA. RefSeq names its product tripartite motif-containing 13-like. NCBI's taxonomy places the organism in Eukaryota, Metazoa, Chordata, Actinopteri, Syngnathiformes, Syngnathidae. Gene Ontology annotation, biological process: protein monoubiquitination. The record is from RefSeq and is a predicted model, not a curated record. Gene Ontology annotation, molecular function: ubiquitin protein ligase activity. The transcript is spliced from 3 exons. The coding region runs from base 106 to 465 and encodes 119 amino acids.
AAAGGGUUGAACUUGAACCCGGAAGUACGUUGAUGAAGUCUGCUUGGCAACACGCGCCAUGAUUGCGUCGUAGAGCGGACGUCUUCCCAGCUGCUGGAGACCCACAUGGAGCAGCUGGAAGAGGAGCUGACGUGCCCGAUCUGCUGCGGUCUCUUCGAGGACCCCCGCGUCCUCCUCUGCUCGCACAGCUUCUGUCGGAAGUGCCUCGAGGCUCUCCUGGAGUCCCCCCGGGGCUUGUCUUUUUCCAGGUCGCCGUUCAGGUGCCCAACGUGCCGCAAGGAGAGCCCGCACAACGGCGCCAACAGCCUUCAAGUCAACUACUCCCUUCGCGGCAUCGUGGAGAAGUAUGCUCGGCUCAAAGUGGCGCCCAAGACGGGCGUGUGCGCCCACCACACGGGGCAGCCGCUCAACAUGUUCUGCGCCACGGACCUGAGGCCCAUUUGCGAAGGUGUACCAAUGUUGUGA